AACAAUAUUGGAAUAAAAUCGCAAAAAUUAUGCAAACAAAAGAUUAUAACAGGCAUUAAAUGUUCAACCAAAUUUCGAGCAAUGAAAAGGACAUAUAAAGUUAUCUUAGAUCAUAAUAAAAAAAGCGAAAAUAACCGCAAGGAAUGGGAAUAUUUUGAGAUUAUGCAAGAAUUAUUCAGCGAUAAACCCUGGAUAAAACCUUUAUCACUGGCAGGGUCACACUUACAAUUAGAUGAAGAAGAAAAAGAAAAUAUAUCUCAAGAAAAAAUUUCAGAUACUUUUAGUUCAAGGACUAAAAGAAAGAAAAAUUUUAAUAUGGAAGAAUAUGUAUUACAAAGUAAGGAAAAAUGGAAGAAAAAAAGAGAAAUUCGAUCAAAAGAACACGAAGAGAAAAUGCUUUCCUUUAAACGAAUCGAAAAUUUAAUGGAAAGAUUACUAGAAAAAGAAAAUUAAGAGUUAUAAAAACACAUUUUCGAUUUUGUUAUUGAAGAGUACAUAAGAAGUUAAAACAUUUUAUGUGAUACAUGCCAAAGUAUUAAUAUUAACGCAAAGAUUUUUUCUAAUAAAAAGUAAAAGUUACGUUUUUUAUUUAAUAAAGUUACUUUUAUGAAGUUACAAUUUAUGAAAAAAGAAAUAAUAUAUAUUUAUUUUUUUAAGUUUAGCUACAGAUUAUAUGUUGAUAAUUUACAGAAUAAUAGUAGUUUAUAAGUUUCAAUACAAAUAUGUUAUGUAUUUCUGAUAUUUAAUUAACAUGUUUAAUUAAAGUAUAUUUUUCACACUUUUGUUUACUGUGAUAAAUAUUUUAGUUUUGUUUAUUAUAAUUAAUACUAUUAUAAAAAUAUCUUGUAGUUAUAAGCAUUUCAUAAUAGCUGUAAUAUAUAUAAGGAAAGAAAUAAAAGAAUAAUUGAAAA
Monomorium pharaonis (pharaoh ant) is the source of this 911-nucleotide messenger RNA. RefSeq lists its product as uncharacterized. The transcript is spliced from 3 exons. The annotation marks the transcript as partial. The record is from RefSeq and is a predicted model, not a curated record. NCBI's taxonomy places the organism in Eukaryota, Metazoa, Arthropoda, Insecta, Hymenoptera, Formicidae.